Molecule: messenger RNA, 1718 nt
Organism: Eucalyptus grandis
Lineage: Eukaryota; Viridiplantae; Streptophyta; Magnoliopsida; Myrtales; Myrtaceae
Product: mitochondrial uncoupling protein 1
Exons: 9
Coding region: 467-1384 (305 amino acids)
Biological process (GO): mitochondrial transmembrane transport; mitochondrial transport
Cellular component (GO): mitochondrial membrane
Molecular function (GO): oxidative phosphorylation uncoupler activity
Source: RefSeq, a predicted model, not a curated record
UCGAUCCGGGUGGAAAAACGAAAGAAAGGAGAGAGAAAGAAACGAAAAGAGGGCGGCGAGUUGGCCAAUAAUAAAUGAGAAGAGCUGACGAAGCAGAGCAGAAACAGAGGAAACAGAGGAAAGACAGUCAAGACGCCAUUUUUGCAACGCUUUGCCCAUUUCCAUUUUCUUGAUUGUCUUCCUCCUUUUGGCUUCUCUUUUCGAGAUUCCCUCUCUUUCUCUCUCUACCUUACCCACCAUUUAUUGGGUUACUGCAUUUGCCUCUGCUGGGCUGGAUUCGAGCUCUGCACUUUUCAUCCCCGGCGCCCCUCCUCCUUCGCCUAUAUAAGAGCGGGGACCCAUUUCGCAUCGCGAGCUCCCUCUUCCCUCUUUCGCUUCGGCGUCCCUUCGAUUCUCUCCUCUUCCGUCGCGUUGCCCGCGCGUUGAUCCGGGGUGGAGCGUGGGGGGUGGGGGUGUCCGCGGAAAGAUGGUGGCCGAUGGGAAGUCCAGGUCCGACAUCUCCUUGGCCGGAACCUUCGCCAGCAGCGCUUUCGCCGCUUCUUUCGCCGAGAUCUGCACUAUUCCUUUGGAUACUGCCAAAGUCAGGCUUCAGCUUCAAAAGAAAGCUGCUCCUGGUGACGCCCUGGCCUUGCCCAAGUAUAGGGGCAUGCUUGGCACGGUUGCCACCAUCGCAAGGGAAGAAGGUCUAACUUCACUUUGGAAAGGCAUUGUGCCAGGGAUACAUCGUCAGUGUCUAUUUGGAGGGCUUAGAAUCGGGAUGUAUGAACCGGUUAAGACCUUCUAUGUGGGUAAAGACUUUGUUGGAGAUGUUCCAUUGUCCAAGAAAAUUCUUGCUGCCCUCACAACUGGUGCUGUAGGAAUUGCAGUGGCAAACCCAACUGAUCUCGUGAAAGUGAGGCUUCAAUCUGAAGGAAAAUUGCCCCCUGGUGUACCUAGACGCUACUCUGGAGCACUUAGCGCUUAUUCGACAAUUAUCAGACAGGAAGGUGUGGCUGCUCUUUGGACGGGUGUUGGACCAAAUAUAGCACGAAAUGCUAUAAUCAAUGCUGCUGAGCUUGCCAGCUAUGAUCAAAUCAAGGAGACUGUUUUGAAAAUUCCGGGAUUCUCAGACAACGUUUUCACUCAUCUCCUUUCUGGUCUCGGGGCAGGAUUUUUUGCCGUCUGCAUUGGCUCUCCAGUUGAUGUGGUCAAGAGUAGAAUGAUGGGAGAUCCUACUUACAAAAGCACCCUUGAUUGCUUCGCAAAGACACUGAGAAACGAUGGGCCUUUAGCAUUCUAUAAGGGCUUCAUUCCAAAUUUCGGAAGGCUGGGAUCUUGGAAUGUGAUCAUGUUCCUAACGUUAGAGCAGGCAAAGAAAUUUGUCAAAAAUUUAGAAUCUUCUUGAGUUCAAAGGAUAAGGUGCCGGCUCUCACAAUAAUUGCUAAUUACAUGGGAUGUCUGUUGACCAGGGAAGCUGGUCUCAAAAUAAUAAAGCCCCAAUCGGUCAUUAUUAUUCGGAUUUCACUCAUUGUUAAAGAGGAACCAAGCAAAAGGAACGGCUAGGUGGUCAUUGCAACUUUGAAUUUUUUGCUGGUUGCUGUCUUUUCUUGCUCUGUUCUUUCACCAGUUGACUAUCAGAACUAUGACUGUUUCUCUUGGUUAAAAUUGCCGGAGGAAAUUCAAACUUGCUGAGCCAAUCAAUUGAAUAUCAUGCUCAUUUCAAAAAAAUUAUUCAGAUG